Necator americanus (New World hookworm) is the source of this 219-nucleotide messenger RNA. RefSeq lists its product as uncharacterized. NCBI's taxonomy places the organism in Eukaryota, Metazoa, Nematoda, Chromadorea, Rhabditida, Ancylostomatidae. The coding region runs from base 1 to 219 and encodes 72 amino acids. The transcript has a single exon. The record is from RefSeq and is a predicted model, not a curated record.
AUGGAGAACGAUACUGCUACAAUAAAGACUUCACCUGCACUGCCUCGCCACGAGCAGGCGCCACCUGACCCUGGCUGGGCCGAAGAGGUAGCCGAGUUACUGGCAGCGGAACCACUUGAUGCAGCACUGCUGCCACUCAAAGAAGCUACAUCCGAGUCGGAUCCGGACUCAAUAUUGGUCGUUCCGUCGACAGGAAGAGCUGAAGUGGCCGUAAUGUGA